Messenger RNA from Aphidius gifuensis, 3568 nucleotides. RefSeq names its product homeobox protein 2-like. The coding region runs from base 613 to 2220 and encodes 535 amino acids. Lineage: Eukaryota; Metazoa; Arthropoda; Insecta; Hymenoptera; Braconidae. The record is from RefSeq and is a predicted model, not a curated record. The transcript has 2 exons. Gene Ontology annotation, molecular function: DNA-binding transcription factor activity, RNA polymerase II-specific; RNA polymerase II cis-regulatory region sequence-specific DNA binding. Gene Ontology annotation, cellular component: nucleus. Gene Ontology annotation, biological process: multicellular organism development; regulation of transcription by RNA polymerase II; neuron differentiation.
AGCAGACGUAUCGCGACAACCAAGUGGACAGCCAGCGACUAACGUACCAGGUCCCUUACAAUCGUCAUAUUAUACACGCGAAAGACGGAAUUUUUGUCGCGUAUCAUUAUCCUCGUGGAUUAAACAAUCGCGAGUGUUAUUAUUCAAAAGUUAUUGAACUUGUCGUGUAUUUUUUUUUAUUUUAUAUUUAUUUUUUCAUUUUCAACUAGGCUAUAUUGUUCAGUGCAACCUUAAACACAUAUGUAUAUUCAAAAAAAGUGAUUUUAAAAAUUGCCAAUAAUGUGCUACAUCUUGAACUACAUCUUGAUAAAUAAAAAUUCUUGGAAAUAAUUAAUUAAAGUGCUAUGGUGAUUUGAGGAAAAAAAAACUCCAAAAUGAUUACAUUACAGUGAUAAUUUUAAUUAAUAUUAAAAUAUAAUAAUUCAGUCAUUAAUUUAAACUUAGAAAUAAAAUAAUUAAUCAACAAUAAAUGAUUAUUACAAUUAUAUUUAAUUUUUUAUAAAAAAAAAAACUCGUUCUAAGAAUAUAUAAUUAUAAAAUUGAUUAAAAUGAAAACAAGAUUGUAUUAUUAUUAUUAUUGUUAUUAAAUUAAUUUAAUAUAAAAAAAAAAAAAUGGAAUUAGUGGAACAUCGUGUAUUAUCACGUAUGGAGAUUGUCGAGGACAGUGAUAAUAGAAUAAAACAAAAUGAAAAAGAUGAACAUGAUGAUUUAUUGUCGGAUUGUGAUAGUGAAACAAGCGAAGUAUUGAGCGUCGGUAGUGAACCAACACCAGAUUGUUUGGGUAUUGAUAUAAAUGAUUGUGAAACAUCAAGAUACACAAAUGAAACACCAUCAUCACGUAUGGAUUAUCAAAUUGAUACACAACAAAUUGAUGAAUCACCAUUAUCAAGAUCACCAUCACCAUCAUCAAAUGAUUCUGGUAGUUGUAAUCCACCUCAAAGUCCACAAAGUUAUUGUAGUCCACAACAACAACAACAACAACAACAACAAAAACAAAGACGACAAUCAUCAUCAUCAUCACCAGCACCAUCAUCAAUUAGAUCACCAGCAUCAUCAACAGCAACAACAACAUCAUCACCAGGUAGACCAGAUACUCUACAAGAAGCAAUAAUACCACGUUAUCAAACAUCAAUAUUACAUCAAUCACAUCAACAACAUUUAUUAUUAUCAAGAUAUUCACGUGAUUCAUCUGAUUUAAAUGAUUAUCCAAUAGCCAAUAGAUUAACAACACUAGGAUUUAAUAAUAAUAGCAACAAUAAUGAUACAUCGUCAUUUACAAAUAUUGAAAGACUUCAUCGUGUACCAAUAAGUGUACCAAUUGUAACAAGAUUAUCAUUAUCACCACCAACAGCAACAACUGUUACUGGUAUACAACCAACAACACCUGCUGCAAUAUUUAAUUCAACAAAUCGUGAUACAUUAUUACUUUCACAUACAUCAACAACACAUCCUUUACUUCAUCAAACCACCCAAGUGCAACAUGUGCCAUCAACAACGCUACUCCAUCAUCAUAAUAAUGACAAUAAUAAUCAUCAACUAUCAUCAUCACAUCAUAAUCAUUCACAAUCACUACAAUCACAAUCACAUAAAACAAAUCAACAACACAUUCAACAGCAUCGUUUGUCAAUCAACAAAUUGCUACAAGAUUCACCAGUUAGAGAGCAACAACAACAACAACAACCAAGUAGUCCUGUAUCACCUGGUAUCCGUGACGAUUCUGAAUCAAGAAGAAAUAAUGUCACAUCACCUGGAAAUAAUUUACAAAUAAAUAAUAAUAAUAAUAGUCAUCAUCGAAAUAAUAAUAAUGUUAAUAAUAAUAAUAUUAAUAUGAAUAAUAAUAACAAUAUUCAAGGUAAUUUAAAAUUCAGUAUAGACAAUAUAUUAAAAGCUGAUUUUGGUAGACGUAUAACAGAUCCAAUAUCAUUUAAAAAAUCAAGAAAUAAAAAAAUAAUACAACGACCAAUUGAUCUUACCAAAGAUUUUAUUGAAACAUCAUCAGAAAGUUCUGAUACACGUUCUGAAACAACAACAACAACAACAACAGCAUCACCAUCAUCAACACCGGCGGCAAAUAGUGGAACAACAACAACAACAACAACAACAAAUGGUGAACAAUCAAAACAAAAUAUGUUAUGGCCAGCUUGGGUUUAUUGCACAAGAUACUCAGACAGACCAUCAUCUGGUAAGUCCAAGAACGAGACGGGUGAAAAGGUCGAGUGACACGCGAGCUGCUGGCACAACGCCUGAAGAAAAAAGGCCAAGAACAGCAUUUAGUGGUGAACAAUUGGCAAGAUUAAAACGUGAAUUUGCUGAAAAUCGUUAUUUAACUGAACGUAGAAGACAACAACUAUCACGUGAUCUUGGAUUAAAUGAAGCACAAAUUAAAAUAUGGUUUCAAAAUAAAAGAGCUAAAAUUAAAAAAGCUAGUGGACAAAAAAAUCCAUUGGCAUUACAACUUAUGGCUCAGGGUCUUUACAAUCAUUCAACAGUGCCACUUACUAAAGAAGAAGAAGAACAAGCUGCUGAACUUCAAGCUAAAUAAAUAUUAAUUAAUUAUUAUUUAGCUUAAAAAAAUAUAUAAAUUUCAAUUUUAAAAAUUGUUUUUUAACGACUAUUUAAAUUGUACAUAAUUUUUGUUUUCUUUUUAAAUUUAAUUUAAAAAAAAACAUUCGUGUUUUGUAAAAUCAAUUAAGUGUACAAAUUUAAAUUUAACAAAAAAUUAUUUAAAUGUAUUGUUGAUAAAUAUAUUUCCAAAGGAUUAUCCUCAUAUUUUUUUUUUUUAUUUUAUUAUUUUUUUCGUAUUUUAAAUUUGAAUUUAAUAUAUUUAUUGUAUGUAGUUAAAUGAUUCGUACAUAUUAUCAUAUACACAUGCGAGUUUAAUAAAAAAAAAAAAGUAAAAAAAAAAUUGUAUACAUACGUGCGCUUCCCUGUUGCGAAAUAAAUAAUUAUUGUUAAAUUAAAAUAUGAAAAAGAAAAAAAAAAUUGCAACGUUCAGUGCCAUUUUACGUUCAUCCUUUCUCCCUUAAUGUUUUUUAAUAAUUUUUGUUUUUAUAUAUUAUCCUUGACUCAUAAUGAUACUCGCUGUGUUUUGAUAUUGCCUGUUAAUUUAUUGUAAAAAAAUGAAAAUAAAUAAUUGCAAAUUGUGCAAUAUAUAGAAACGACAAAAAAAAAAAAACUCAUAGUAUCAGAUAGAUAAAAUUUUAAAUAAAUUUAAAAAAUUUAAUUUAUAAAAUUUAAUAAAAAAGAAAUUAUCUGAACGAAUGAGAUGUAUAAAAAUAAAUAAAUGAAAAAAAAAUAUAUAUAUAUAGCGUGUAUGUGAUUGAUAAAAAUAAAAAUUGAUAAAAAAAAAAAAUCUGUGACAUGUAAAUAUUCAAGUCACCCUUAGUGGUAACGUUGCCUAUAGACUGUUUAAAUAAAUAAUAAAAAAAAAUAUAAAAAAGUAUCUUAGUUAUUUAUUUACAUGUACGUCUAGGUACCCAAGAAAUAAAUUCAAAUGAAUUAAUAAAUAUUAAAUUAUCUGUAUAAAGUUAUUUAAAAAUAUUCAAAUUAAAAAACGAAAAAAAAAAAA